CGAAAAGAAAGACAAGUUAUGUGACUUUAACAUUCACAUGUAUCUGAUUUUACUUAAAAUUCUUACUUUCAGGGUGAUGAUCACGUGACAGUCUUUGUUUUUGUUUAGGUAAAUUUCGAUCACCGCCAAGGACUUCGUUUGUUCGAGAACGCUGGGGAAUCGCCCAUGCAAACAACUUCCGGUGACAUUUGGGAUGAGAUCGAGGCUGUAAUAACGCCAUUUGGAAAGGACAAACAGGAAGCUGGUUCAGAUGCCGAGUUUUCGAUAAAAAUUCCAUCACGUUUCACCCUGGAACGCCAUUCAACAGACGCUAGACGAAGCUUGUUUACUGGGAAACGACUAGCAGACGACAAUACAGAGCUUGAAACUCCUGCAACGAAGAAAUCAAAAGGCGACCAUACGAUUUCAGAUCACAUCAUCGAGGCUGUUGAACGUUUAGAAUCACGUGAACAUGUAGCGGACGGAAGUCGUUGUUACACAUUACCCACAAUUCCCGGAAAACAUAGCGACCUUAAGUCCAUCUCACCAGAAACAAUGGCUGGCGUUGUGCAGGGGAAGUACACAAAACAGCUAGAAAACGUUACUAUUGUCGACUGCCGGUAUCCAUACGAAUUUCAGGGAGGUCAUAUCCGCGGAGCUGUAAACCUCUACACCAAGGACGCUGUUAAUACAUUGCUUCAAGAAACAUCGUCACCAGAGAAGCCACGUGUACUGCUCUUUCAUUGUGAGUUUUCGUCUGAAAGAGGUCCAAAAAUGUAUCGUUUCUUAAGAAGCCAUGAUCGUGAGCUGAACAAAGACAGGUACCCACAUCUAAAUUUUCCUGAAAUAUAUCUACUUGAUGGCGGCUACAAGGUGUUCUUCUACAAAUUUAAAGAGCUGUGUGAUCCAAUCAGCUACAAGCCCAUGUUACACGAGGACCAUGCAACCGAUUUACGUCAUUUCCGGGUAAAGUCUAAGUCUUGGACGGCUGGAGAGAAACAGAAGACGAGCAGACGAUCUAAAAGCAGACUUGCUUGUUACAACUUAGACUUUUAAGACCAAUAACUAAUUAUGUUGUUUAUUGUUAUUUGAUAUUUUAAUGUUAUUUGUUUUGUUGUACAUAUAAUUUAUUAGACGAAAUAUAAUUAUAAUUAUAAUG
Ruditapes philippinarum (Manila clam) is the source of this 1138-nucleotide messenger RNA. RefSeq names its product M-phase inducer phosphatase-like. Bases 166 to 1035 code for a protein of 289 amino acids. NCBI's taxonomy places the organism in Eukaryota, Metazoa, Mollusca, Bivalvia, Venerida, Veneridae. Gene Ontology annotation, molecular function: protein tyrosine phosphatase activity. Gene Ontology annotation, biological process: protein dephosphorylation; positive regulation of G2/MI transition of meiotic cell cycle; positive regulation of G2/M transition of mitotic cell cycle. Gene Ontology annotation, cellular component: cytoplasm; nucleus. The record is from RefSeq and is a predicted model, not a curated record. The transcript has 5 exons.